Messenger RNA from Purpureocillium takamizusanense, 1745 nucleotides. It is a transcript of the gene MET16, whose product is annotated as 3'-phosphoadenylsulfate reductase. Gene Ontology annotation, molecular function: phosphoadenylyl-sulfate reductase (thioredoxin) activity. Lineage: Eukaryota; Fungi; Ascomycota; Sordariomycetes; Hypocreales; Ophiocordycipitaceae. The record is from RefSeq and is a predicted model, not a curated record. Gene Ontology annotation, cellular component: cytoplasm. Bases 500 to 1429 code for a protein of 309 amino acids. The transcript has a single exon.
CGAAGGCGUUUCGACGCCGCGCAUUGGCGGCCAACCUACUACGGCCGGGGAAGGGGGGAAAAUUGCUGCCCUCGGACCAUGGAGCCCAGGCUGUCGACUUGUUGUUGCGUGCUCCCAUGUAUGAUGCGUUUCGCCUGUUGCGCACAAUUAGUCAGGGAGGGCUCGCCUGGUCUGGUCGUUUCCCACCGUGUCUCUCCCCCUCAACACGGCUGUUGCAUCCGGACUUAACCUGUGUAAAUCCCUCCUUCUCGAUUUCAAACCAUCUUCCUGUUCUAGACUCGUUGCCCUCAUUUAAGGAGACGAAGCGUUCCGUCCGUGCUCCCUCUUCUGAAUAAUAGCCCGUCUGCCCGUGAAUCAGCAGCAAUUCGCACUUAUAACGCCUGGCUGGGUCUCUUGGGAUCAUACUUCUCUCUCCCCUGACGGCCAAAGCACAUCUUCGGUCGGUCUCCUGGUCGUCACCACCUCCCGUUGUGUCACAUCCCCUCACCCAGUCGCCGCCAUGAGCACCACCAUGACGGAAACGACAACUCGCAUCUCCUUCUCUGACGACAAGAUGGACCAUCAUGACAUCGAGUCCGGGUACGUGUCGGGCCAGUCCGACUACGACCCCUCACCGAGAAAGGAGUCGAAGCCCAAGGUGUCCCUCACCAUGGAGCACAUCGCCUACCUGAACGACCAAAUGGAGACCAUGCAUCCCAUGGACAUCCUUCGCUUCUGCAAGAUCAUGUUUCCCAACCUGUAUCAGUCGACAGCAUUCGGCCUGACGGGCCUGGCCACCAUGGACAUGCUGUCCAAGAUUCAGCAGGAGAACCCCAACUCCAAAACGGUCGACCUCAUCUUCUUGGAUACCUUGUACCACUUCAAGGAGACGUACGAGCUCGUCGACCGGGUCAAGGCGCGGUAUCCCAAUGUGCCUGUCCACAUCUUCAAGCCCGAUGGCGUCGACACCGUGGAGGAACUCGAGGAGACCUAUGGCCAAGAGAUGUGGAACACGGCCGGCGAGAUGUACGACUGGAUCGUCAAGGUCGAGCCUCUGCAGCGGGCGUAUGAAGAGCUCCAGGUGACUGCCGUCCUCAACGGUCGCCGUCGCUCGCAGGGUGCGGCUCGCGGCUCCAUCCCCAUCAUCGAACUCGACGAUGAGCGGGGCAUCAUCAAGAUCAACCCAAUGGCUGCGUGGUCUUUCAAGCAGGUCAACGACUAUAUCAAGGAGAACAGUGUGCCGUACAACGCCCUCCUGGACCAGGGAUACAAGUCCGUCGGCGACUGGCACUCGACCAGUCCCGUCGGCGAGGGCGAGGACGAGCGUGCCGGCCGCUGGAAGGGCCAGAACAAAUCGGAGUGCGGCAUUCACAAUAAGAAGUCGCGAUAUGCCCAGUUCGUCGAGGAUAUGGAGCAGAAAAAGACCGCUGGCAUGGUGGCGCCCGUCUAAUGAAUCUCAGUGAGAGCACACUUGUGCCCUGAGAUGACGGGAACCCGAAGGGCUAUAACGACAUGAUGAACUUGGUUGGCAUUUGCAACGGGCGUUCUUGGCGAUCUUGAUUCCGGUAAGCCAAGCACGGAUAAAAAGUAUCUGAGCGGGCUUGUCUUCUUUCACGUACUAUGAGAACAGCCAUGGUUGGCGUUGGGAUGGUUCAGCGACGCAGUCCAAGGUGCCGAUGCGACCUUGGCCAUGGAGGGCAUUGGGGCCGGCAGCAAGGAAAUGGCCCAGCUAGCUUAGAAAGCAGCAUAGAGGAAAAUAAAUGCAG